AUGCUCUCAUUUGAUAAAACUCCAAUAUCCAGCCACGACUCCGUGAAGCUGAUCAAGUUCGCGGACGACACCACCCUCAUUGGACUCAUCUCCAACAACGAUGAGUCCGCCUACAGGAGGGAGGUGGACCGGCUGGUGUCCUGGUGCAGUGGUAACAACCUGGAGCUGAACGCCCAGAAGACAGUGGAGAUGAUUGUGGACUUCAGGAAGAGCACUGUCCCCCCGCCCCCACCCUCCGUGAUGGACUCCCCCAUCACCUCUGUGGAGUCCUUCCGUUUCCUGGGCACCACCAUCACCCAGGACCUCAAGUGGGAGCCGACCAUCAGCUCCCUCAUCAAGAAGGCCCAGCAGAGGAUGUACUUCCUGCGGCAGCUCAGGAAAGCCAAGCUGCCUGCACAGAUGUUGGUGCAGUUCUACACGGCCAUCAUCGAGUCCAUCCUCACCUCCUCCGUCACCGUGUGGUUCGCUGGAGCCACAGUCAGGGACAAACAGAGACUACAGCGCAUUGUGCGCUCUGCAGAGGAAGUGAUCGGCCGCAGCCUUCCAUCGCUGCAGGACCUCCUUUACUCCAGUCAGCCUACAGGAGAUGGAGGCUGUCGUGAGCAAAAUGAAACUAUCAUCGAGUCCUGCUGA
Knipowitschia caucasica is the source of this 633-nucleotide messenger RNA. NCBI's taxonomy places the organism in Eukaryota, Metazoa, Chordata, Actinopteri, Gobiiformes, Gobiidae. The record is from the annotation of a GenBank genome assembly.